AGUACGUACUCUCAACACAGCGGAACACGUUUGUUUCAGUUUGUUGUCAUUGUGGUGGGAGAUUUAGCAGAGCUGAGCUAAAACUAACAAAAGUCGUCCUAUUCCGUACAGAUAAACUGGAUAGACAGAAAUUUAUGGAUUAACAAAAUGGCUGAGCCCAUCAUCAAAUCGAGACAAGCACAAAAAGAAGUGAAUGGAAUCUCAACAGAAGUUGUCUGCACACAGUUCAGUAAUUACAUAUUUGUGGUCCUUACCCAGUACGGCAAAAUCGGGACAUUGAUUUCGGUCACACCUGACUCCCGAUCUAAUGAUAUCAGCACCCCCACGUUCUCCACUAAAGUGCUGCUGGGCAAAGAUGAGCCUUUGACUCAUGUCUGUGCUAAAAACCUGGCCACGUUUGUAUCCCUCGAAGCUGGAAACAGGCCUGUCUUACUGGGACUGGCCCUGAAGGAUUCCUCCAUAGACACAAUACAAGAAAUCAAAGAGAUCAUCAAAAGUUGUAAAGUGUGGUAGAAAGUCAGAGCCCCAAAAAUAAUGUCGGUAACUAAAAAGACCUGGUGAAAUAACGGUAGAUGCUCCUACCAGUGUCAUAUUUUGUAAAAUGAUAUAAAAUAUUACUUUUUUGUAUUUUGAAAUUCAUUAGCAAGGUUUUGUAUUACUUGGAAUGUUCAGAAAUAAAAUUCUUUAAUGACAAGUUCAAGAUACUA
This is a messenger RNA of Xiphophorus maculatus (southern platyfish), 707 nucleotides long. It is a transcript of the gene psmg3, whose product is annotated as proteasome assembly chaperone 3. The transcript is spliced from 3 exons. The record is from RefSeq and is a predicted model, not a curated record. The coding region runs from base 148 to 513 and encodes 121 amino acids. Gene Ontology annotation, biological process: proteasome assembly. NCBI's taxonomy places the organism in Eukaryota, Metazoa, Chordata, Actinopteri, Cyprinodontiformes, Poeciliidae.